AUGGGGUUCGCCGGAGUCGCGUUUCAGUCGCGCGCGGCGGCGCUGGCGGAGCUGCAGCACUGCCCGCAGUUCCACGACGCCAUUCUGACGCUCUCCGACGGCGCCAUGUUCUCCGCGCCCGCGUGCCUCCUCUACGCGCGCAGCAAGUGGUUCCGCCGCGCGUGGGAGGACGCGCCGGGCAGCGGCUUCGGGAAAUGCGUGGAGAUCGCGAUUCCGCCUGUGCCCGGCGGAACGGAUGCGUUCGAGAGCAUUCUACAGUACUGCUACGGGCUGCCUGUUAACGCGGAUGCUACUAACGCGUUGCAGCUUCUGUGCUGCGCAGCGUUCUUCGAGAUGUGUGAGGGGAGCGAGGAGGACUCGUUGCAGCGACAGGCGUGGAGGUACAUUAACGAGUAUGUUCUUAACGAGUGGGAGGACAGCCUGCGGCUGCUGGAGACAGUAGCGAGGGACGAGCUUGUAAUGAGGGAGGCUCUGAAACUGGACCUCCCGCUGCACGCGUCAGCAUGUGUGGCAGGCACUGAGCGCUCUUCCCACGCUCUGCAACCGCCCCCUGCUCGCUUUGAUCGCCUGUCUGCCACCCCAUCACCACGUGAUACCUACCAUCUGAGCGCCAUGCUGUCGGGUCCCUUCGACAGCCCCACGCGCACGGCAUCUCUCCACCACCUGCUGGCGCGCCUGGCCGCCCUGCCCACGCCCGUGCUGUCAUGCGUGCUGCAGGCGUGCCGGCAGGCCAGUGUGAGCUUCGUGCGCCUCGGCAACUACCUCGCCGCCCACUCCCACUCCUGCCUCUUCCAACACAUCCCCUCCCUCGCUGCCGCCACCGCCGCUGCUGCUGCUGCUGCUGCUGAUGGUGGUGAUGUUGCAGUGGAAAAAGAGGCACCAGGAGCAGCAGGGGCAGGAAGUGGGGCAGCGGCUUCGUCCGUUGGGCUUUCAAGCAGCGGUGGUGCAGAGAGGAGGGUGGCUGGCGGAGGGGGAGGAGGAUACAAGGUGGUGUGUGGGGAGGAGGCAGCGGAGGAGGCGGAGGAGAGGGAGGAGGUAGGGCGGGCGAUGCUGUUUGAGUAUGCGUGCAGUGAGGCGCUGGAGCACGCUGCAGCACUGCAGGAGCUGCACCACCGCCCGCCAGCAACAGCAGCCGCAGCGGGAGGAGGAGGCGUGGGCGGGGAAGGCGGGGCAUCAGCAGCAGCGGCAGCGCAGCAGCAGCAGCAGGCGUUGAGGCGGCAGCAGCAGGGGGGGCUGAGGUCGAGCACGCGCUACAUGCCGUCAGUGCAGUACCUGAUCGUGCUGCUCAAGCUCUGCGUAACCAUGCAGGAAGGUCACGCAGUGACGGAUGCACACGGGCAGGGGCAGGGCGGUCAAGUGGGCGGUGUUGGUAAGACGAGAAGCUCAGCCUCGUUACAAGGGGACUCGAUACAAGGAAAGGAAGGGCCAAGACAGCCGGUGAACAGCAGGGGGGUUCAAAGGGCAUCGUCGGUGCAGCGGGUUGGAGGCAUGGGCGUGAGGGGGGGUGCGGGCGCUGAGAGCACGGGGCUGCGGGAGACCAAGAGCGACAGCGACGUGGCCUCCAGUGAGCGGGCGAGUGCGGGCAGGAAGGGCGAGGGCAUGGGGGAGAGCGUGCGGGCGGGCGUGGGGCGGCGCAAGGAGCUGCUGUUCACACGGCUGGCUUGCCGGCUGACGGCCAUGCCCACGGCGCUGUCCCUGGCGGACCUCGUCUUCCUCGGCCCCGCCACCAGCCUGCUGCUCCUCCACUCCCUCCGCGAUGCCUCCCUCUCCCAUGCCAACCACCCCACCGUCCCACCCCUGCCCCCCCAUGCUGGAGGCGCCCUGCCCCCGCUGCCAUCGCAGCCACCACCAGCGCCCACCACCAAUGGCACUGGCACCAGCAUCACCAGCAGCAGCGGCGGCGGCAGCGGGCGGCGUGUGGCGGUGCGGGUGGUGGGGUCGGCAGCAGCAGCGCUGGGCGGCGAUCUGGUGUGCGACUACGUGCACUACCUGGCAGCGCGCAUGACGCACCAAUCACAGCACCACACGUGGCUGCCCUUCCUGCGCCUGUGCCCUGCGUGGCCCGGCCUGUCGAGCUUUCUGAUCGACCUGAUCGCGCUGCUGAACCUGCUCUUCCCCGACGCCCGCCACCUGCCCCCCGUGCCCGAGCUGUGGACCAUGGUGGACGUCAGUGCGCUGUCCGACGACAAGCUCGCCCUCGCCGGGAAGAUGUGCUGCGCGGAGGGGGGUCAGGGCGGAGAUGCGGGAGGGGAUGGGGGGGAGAGGGGCGGCGGGUGGGGAGGGGGGUGGGGUGGGAGAGGGAGGGAGCAGGGGAGGGGAUGGUGGAGCGAGGGGAGGGUGUUGGCGCAGCAGGUGGAGAGGGAGCAGCGGGCGAGGGGUGUGAGGGCGGAGGGGGAGUGGGGGAAGGAGGGGGAAAAGGGGGGGAGGGAGGGGGGGAUGCGGGGGGAGGUGGAGAGGGAGCGGCGGGGGCGGCAGGAGAGGGCGCUGCAGCAGGCGGCGCUGGAGGUGGAGAGUGUGCGCGCUGCCAGCACGCGCCUCGCCCUGGAGACCGCGCAGGUGAGCACUGGUGGUGGUGGCGUGGCAGCAGCAGCAGGAGGAGAGGCCACAGGUGACUCGCCCCUUCUCCCUGCACCUUCACGCACACCUGACUCCCUGCAUGUCUCAGCAUCACGUGCUCUCCCACCCUUUCCCUGGCACGUCUUUCUGCCACGGCAUGGUUGGGUUGGGUUGGGGCCCACGCGUCAUACGGCCCUUGCCCGCUCACAACCGUCGCACGCACCUGUGCACCUUCGCUCGCAUCCACCAGCAGCACGGCAGGGCGUGGCAUGGCGUGGGAGCCUCACCCCUGGGAGGUCGUCUCCUAGAGGCCGUGCCACUGGGAGUGGUCGCAGCAUCAUACCUCCUGAGUGCAGCCGUCCCUUCUCCCCCCCCACCCGCGCCGGCAUGGCGUCGGACCCAUGUCCAUGGGAGACGCUACAGCAGCGCGGGCUAGAUGCGGACAUGGUGGUGGACAUCGAUGGGGUCACGUGGCCGCUGCACCGCCACGUGCUGCUCCCGCACUGCCCGCUCCUCCACUCCCUCCUCCCCGCCGCCGCUGCUGCCGCCGCCACCGCCAGCGCACCUGAGGGCGACCACGGCUUCACACCGCUGGCGCUGGGCACGGGGCUGCCCAUCGUGGCGUUGCAGGGCUUCCCCGGGGGUCCGCGCGCCUUCUCCAUCAUCGCCCGCUGGUGCUACGGCUCGCGCCUCAAGCUCUCGCCCAGCCAGGCCGCUGCUGUGCUCUUUGCUGCGCGCUUCCUCGGCAUGGACGACCGCGGCAGCGAGGCGCUCAUCCCGGUGGCGGUGCGCGCGGUGAAGGGCGGGCUGGCGGAGGGGUGGCAGGCGUGCUUUGACAUCCUGGAGCGGUGCUACCACGACCGCGUGCUGGACGCGCUGGUGGUCGAGUUCAGCCUCAACCGCCACUUCGUUGACUCCGCCUGCAGUGAGUUCUGCCCUGCCCCGAGUUGUGGGGUCGAGGCAGCACUGGCCACUCUCACCUUGUCCAUCCCCGCCACCCACGUUCACCUUCUCUCACACCUCAUUCACGGGCUCCACUUUGAUUCUGCAGUCUCACUCUCCCCGGGUCUACUCCCUCUCACCGCUCAUUGCCCCAACCCCAUCCACCCCGCACCAUCGCUCACCACAGGCGCGAUAGUGAAGCUGGAGUCGAAGCUGGUGGGGGACGGGCGGUGGGGCAACGACGACUGGGCCACCGUGAACCGGCUGUUAGAGGGCAUGAGCAAGCUGCCGCCCGCCAUCAGCCGCCGCGUCGUGCAGCAGCUGUGGGACCUGCGCUGCUCCCUCUGGGCCUCCGUGUGCCCUGCACCCUGCUCUGACUGCAACCCCGGGGACAAGGACGAGCACCCGGGCAUCAGAGCCAUGGCCACGGUGGGGAGCUUCCUUCUCGGCAUCACUCUGCUGAGUAAGAUGGAGUGGCGGAAGCAGCAGGAGGAAGAGGAGGAGAACAAGGCGAAGAAAGGUGGGAAAGGAUUGGUUGGUAGCAGCAGCAGCAGCCCAGGCGGACCAGGGAAUUCCCCAUCGGCCCAGGCGCUCAGCAGCGGCAGCAGCAGGGUGCGGGGCCGCGCACAACCCCCAUACGACAACAUCCUGUGGAUGCUGCGCGUGCUCAAGCUCUUCAUCUCGCCGCCCUUCGACCGCCCCAUCCUGCUCGUGCUCAGCAGCAACAUGCCCCUCUUGGAGGUACAGCACCUGCAGUUCCUCGACCUCCCCUCCUGCGUCGCCCUCCUCACGCUCGUCUCCGCCGCCCCCCGCCAAGACUCCCACCUUGUCGCCGCCGCAGACCUCCUCGAUGCCUACCUCACAACAGCAGGCACCAAGCGCAACCCGCCGCUGAGCGCGGAGGAUUUCCGCGCGCUGGCCACGCGCCUGCCGCCGGAGGCGCGGCCGAGACACGACGGGCUAUUUGAGGCGGUCUGUGCGUUCGCAGAGGUAGACCCGCGGCCCGCCACGUGGAACCUGCUGGCACUCGUCGACUGCGGGCGCCUCUCCCCGCGCUGCCUGCGCGUCGCGGCGUCUGCGGCGGCGUCCAUGGAGUUUGGGCAAUCGGCUGUGGCGGGGUUCUGGCUGUUCCUUGUGUCGCUCUUGCGCGCGCUCAUGUAUGAAGGGUAA
Molecule: messenger RNA, 4668 nt
Organism: Closterium sp. Naga37s-1
Lineage: Eukaryota; Viridiplantae; Streptophyta; Zygnematophyceae; Desmidiales; Closteriaceae
Source: the annotation of a GenBank genome assembly